This is a messenger RNA of Fusarium redolens, 1617 nucleotides long. RefSeq names its product major facilitator superfamily domain-containing protein. Gene Ontology annotation, biological process: transmembrane transport. Gene Ontology annotation, molecular function: transmembrane transporter activity. Gene Ontology annotation, cellular component: membrane. Lineage: Eukaryota; Fungi; Ascomycota; Sordariomycetes; Hypocreales; Nectriaceae. The record is from RefSeq and is a predicted model, not a curated record. The transcript has 3 exons. Bases 1 to 1617 code for a protein of 538 amino acids.
AUGGCACCUCAGUAUCAUCGUGUCUCCAGUGAGGAUGUGGAGCUGGAGUCUCAUCUGGAUGCGCCUCUGCUCGAUCUUGAACCGCUAGAAGAUGACGCAGUAAGCGAUAACGAAAGCCUGCAUUCACAUUCAGAACCGAUUCCUAGUUAUCGAUUUUCACGAUGGGGCGUUCAUUCACCGAAACGGAUCGUUAUCUUGAUUGCCACCAUCAAAUUUGCUGUUGUUUUGAGCGGGAUGUUGUUACUUUUGCCGACUGCGCGUUUGAUUGAGGAUAUGUUCUGUCAUAUACACUAUCAGGAUACAUCCACGGACAUCAUCGAUGAGAUGAAAUGCAAGGUUGAUGAGGUUCAAUCUCAGCUUGGAUACUUGUAUGGCUGGAACAGUCUCAUCACAUCUAUUGUUGGUCUUGUCGUAGCCUUUCCUUAUGGAAUGAUGUCCGAUAAGAUUGGUCGUAAACCAACUGUUAUGUUAGCAUGGUCUGGCAUCGCUGUGUGCUUUCUUUUUGCUCCCUUCAGCAUGAAGGCGUUUCAAGGCGAGCUUCGAGAAAAGCCAUAUCUUUUGAUCAUGGGAGGCUUCUUUCAGAUAUUUGGUGGCGGCGUUCCGGUAAUGUUUUCUACCCUCUAUUCGAUCGCAGCCGAUGUCAGUUCGGAGGAAGACAAGGCCAAGCAUUUCUUAUGGCUCACAUUUGGUGCUACUUCGGGAGGUAUUUCCGGCCCUAUUAUUGCAGGCGUCCUCAUGAACAAGUACGGACCUUGGGUUCCGGUCUACUUUGUCUUUGCCACUGUUCCCAUCAUCGUGGGCAUCCUCUGUUUGCUCCCUGAAACCUUGACUAUCAACCUCAAGCAUCAGAAAGCUCAGGCGGGUAAAAGCUCUCCAACCACCUUCAAGGAGCAUAUAUCGCAUGCAAUCGAAGAUCUCAGGCAUUCAGUUGGCAUACUCAAGGACCCAAGUGUUCUUAUGAUCAUGGUGACAUUCUUCGUGACGAAUGCACGAUUUACGGCUUACACGACAACCCUGGGCCAAUACAUAAGCAAGCAUUUCAAGUGGAAGAUGGCUGAAGUGAGCUUGAUUCUAUCUCCUCUGGGAAUUCUCAAUCUCAUCAUCCUGGCCGGCUUGCCCAAGGUUUCGGAGAUUCUGGUAUCCCCUCGAUUUCGAAUGUCGGCAUUUGGCAAGGAUUUAUUCUUGACGCGCAUCUCAACCGGAACACUCGCAGUCGCAGCCUUUUGGCAGGGUAUCAGCCAUAACGCUGUCAUGUUCCUUUUUGGUCUCUUCAUUGGAACAUUUGGUGCGGCCGACAGUCCUCUGGCUCGCGCAACGGUUACACAUUACGUGCAACCUGAGUAUACUGCUCGACUAUAUGCCUUGAUAGGUAUGAUUGAGGUGAUAGGGUCUUUUAUUGGAGGACCGGUUUUGGCUUGGUUCUUCGAUCAAGGUCUUAAGCGAAAAGGCAUAUGGAUUGGACUGCCUUGGUUUUACAUCUCAUUCCUCUGUUCGCUGGCUUGGAUUGCACUUUUCUUUGUUAAGCCACCCAAGAAACGCUCAAGAGAAGACCCAACAGACAGCGAUGGCUACGAAACAGAUGAUUAUAUGCCGGAUGAUCCAUUGCGGCUUCAGUAG